GGCAAUCCUUUCAGUCUUGAAAAAUUUAUGUUAUCUUCAACAACUUUAUUGCAUCAAUCCUUUUUGGCUAUGAUUACAGAAUCCUAUUCUCCUAUCGGCGCACUUAUAAUAGUACCAAUUGUUAUCCUAUUGCUCGUUGUAUUCAUUGCGUUGAAGGCAGGUAGUAUUUGGAGGUGGAUUGUCAACUGUUGCCACCGGCCUGGGAAUACUUUUCAUCGUUCUAGAUUAUACCGGAGAUUCAAAACUCGAAAUUUAAGUUCCGAAGAUACCUACGACGGGGCCUGGAGCGAUUUGGAGACUACGAGAUCGGGUGGUUCUAGUUUUCUUAGCAGAGCUUCCAGAUUGAACACUUUUAUGAAUCCGUCUUCGGAAACACAUUCAACAACCUCAAUAUGGCACACUCCAUCUCACCAAACCAGGAGCUUCAAGAGCCCGAGGUCGAGCCGCUACGAAUUAUCAAACGUAGCCAAACCGUUACCAGUCGUAUUUCGAGCUCAAGAUUUGGAGACGCAGAUGAAUGGGGAAUGGCUGGAUCCCCAUUCGAUGAUGAGGGUGAGGGAAGCCCGCCAGUGGCAGCAGACAGACCCGUAGGGCCUUUAACUAUACAUAAGAUAAGAAGGGGUAAGGGUAGAGGCAGCAUUCUGAAUGAUGGCGGUUUGUCUAUCAAGGUUGUGGACAUUGUGAAGCAAGAUUGUCCUGUGAAUUCUAAAGCCGAAUUUGAACUCACACCAAAAGCAUCUGAUGCGCAGAGGAAUAAGAGCACAGGAAAUUUCCUGAGGACGGAGUUACAUUCUGUGAGUUCAGAAAACGACUUCGAAUCUCCAGAUAUUCGAAAAUUAGCUGGCUCUCCUAUAGUACCACAAAGAAAGAAAUCUAAAUCUAAGUAUUCUCUUUUGAGAGCAUUUGGUGGUCGACGGAGUGAGGAUUUGGUUCCUAAGCCUAAUCUUGGUCGAAGCGAUUCUUCAGCUUCGACGAAAUCACAUAGUACUCUUCUUCGCAAGCUUUCUCGUAGAACAUCUACAGCUUCUACAAUUCAAUCGAUAGCUUCCUCGAGUAUUAGGACUGUCGAGCUCUCUAAUCCGUUUGACACAAUUGACAAUCAGAGCAUUAAUGAUUCCAGGAUCAAUUCGAGAGCAUCUUCCUACUACGAUGAAACUAUCAUGAUAUCGAACCCACCAACACCCACACCCACACUCGUACCAACAUACAGCUCCUCUAGAGAUGAUAACUUUGUCCUGUGUCCACAGAUUUCUGUCACUCCGGAGAGUGCUAGUGUGAAUGCGGGAGUUUGUACAUUAUGGGCUGCUGUUGAGAUCACUGGCGUACUUCGGAGAGCUGAUGGUACGUCAACAUUGGAUGAUGCGGGUCGCACCUAUAGUACACAAAGCCUUACUCCACGAUUUUUAGACCUCAGAAGUUAUGGCAGUCUUCACAACAUUGCUGUUGAAUUCCAACCCGGACCAGAUUGUAUCAUAGUUGACCAGCCGGCAGACACCUUCCAAGCUAAGACUAUUCGAGUAAGUGAGACUCAUCUUAUGUUAGUUAAAAUACGAUUGAACGAAGUCAAAAAUUCGCAAUCACAUGCGAAAGAAAGAUCAUCUGACGAACUGAUUGAAAACCUGAAUGAAAUUUUGGGAGACAUCACUACCCAUUAUUUAACUGUGAAACUAAACUAUAGACACUCGGCUUUCUUAAACAUGAGAUCGCAGGCCGCCGAAGGAGAGUUCAGGCUCUUACCACAACACACUUUGCUGGAAACCAAGGCCACAGCAUCUAUUAAGCGUCACAAUCCAGCAUCUGCUUGGUCGCCUAGAAACUCUGGGACUUUGAAUUUGACAGUAGGAGCUAGUGUACUUACGAAAAUUAUCGAGAAGCACUUUUCGGCCGAGAAAUCUAGAGAAGCACUCCAGAAACUUGCGGAUGACAGAACAACGAUCCCAUAUUCUCGGAGAACCUUCGGAUAUUCGUCGGAUAAAGAAAAUCGGAAGUCUACAGCUAGCUUAUUGUCAUAUGAAGAUUCAACUAGCAAUUUACUCUCUCAUUCGUUUUCCAUGACAGCCAUCUCAAAUUUCAAUGCUCGAGGUAGCCCUGUUUCCAAACGUCUAGGUUCACCUUACGAUCAUCCAUUAGAUGAAGUAGACAGCGAAAUGGAUCCUGCCCGGAAAAUCUGGUCACAAAUGCGAAGGACCUCACGUCCUGCUCGUAAGCAUCCACGGGCGAGUAUCAGCGACGGGAACUACUUCAGCCCAGAUCAAGACGCGCUAUUCGAGUGUGCUCCACGAUAUGGAGGUAGUUUAAGAGGGCCAAAUACCUCAAUUUUUGAACCGCCUGAUAAUUUCCUGGAAACUUCGCUUGAAUUGACGCCAAAAGCAAAACGAGAUCGAGUUUCGAAAGGGAAAAGUACAAGUUCUGUGAUUGAUGAUGAUAGACAUCAUCUUAGAGAGAUGGCGCUGAGAAAUAAGAGAAGCGUAGGCCAAGAAACUUUGAGAAGUAUGGUGCCUAGUACUCAUAGUGUUGGAAACGCGUUCGGGGGUAGGCACGGUGGUGUUUUAGGGGCCGUAGCGGGAGUAGGAUUACCGGGUAGAAAUUGGGGACAAUGGUUACCUUGGGGUGGUUAGAUGUUGUUGUGGGUAUUGAUUGAACAUUCGUUCCUUAUCUGACUUAAAGUUGGACAUUCAGACGGUCAAAAUAAUUAGUUGAUCCUGUUGGGAUUGUUAUAGGAAGGGCUGCCUAUACUUAUGAUGAGAAUUAAUAAUUUUUUUGCCUCUCUUUUCAUUAAUAUAGUUAGUAUCAAUCAAUGCAUAUGCAUA
Molecule: messenger RNA, 2810 nt
Organism: Botrytis cinerea B05.10
Lineage: Eukaryota; Fungi; Ascomycota; Leotiomycetes; Helotiales; Sclerotiniaceae
Exons: 3
Coding region: 393-2618 (741 amino acids)
Source: RefSeq, a predicted model, not a curated record